This is a messenger RNA of Malus domestica (apple), 1196 nucleotides long. RefSeq lists its product as uncharacterized. Gene Ontology annotation, cellular component: ribonucleoprotein complex; cytosol. Lineage: Eukaryota; Viridiplantae; Streptophyta; Magnoliopsida; Rosales; Rosaceae. The record is from RefSeq and is a predicted model, not a curated record. Gene Ontology annotation, molecular function: mRNA binding.
UACUACGUGAAAUGCUAGGCAUGAAGGCGUUUUAAUUUGAGGGGGCAUGUUGGAAAUUCAAAUUAAAAGCCAUGUGAUGUCUAACUAUCUGUCCAUGUGAUGCUAGCUUUUCUUUCCAGGUUGUAUCCAGCAAAUAUAAACAUCAUUGCUCCUCCAUCUGUUAACCGAAAGCUGAUUUAAAGACAGCAGAGAUGUGAGCUGUUGUGUGCUAGCCGAAAGGUUGUGUUUGCAAGCUGGAAGGAUGCAAUGCAUGUGUGUGCCAACUAUCCAAAGUUGCUGCAUGUGUUUGAAAGGGUGGAAAGAUGAGUACAAGAAAAAGUCUUUCUCAUCGCUGCAUGCUUUUCUGCUGAGAGAGGAGGCAAUGGCAAGUUCUUAUUCGGGAGCUGUUAGUGUUGUUCAGGUGGGUUCGUACUUUGUGACCCAGUACUAUCAGAUUCUUCAAAAGCAACCUGAUGUUGUUCAUCAGUUCUAUUCUGAUGGAAGCUCCAUGAUUCGUGUCAAUGGCGAUUCCACGGAAUCUGCUGCCGGUAUACUGGUAAUUGGUGUCUUCUUACUCUUAGCAGCACGGAAUUGAGUUUCCUGGUUCUGUUAUUUUUAUUUUUCUUUGGUCAAGGAUAAAUCAUCCUGUGUUUCUAGGAAAUGAUAGUCACUAUGCAUUGGCUUGGUCUUAAUUUUUACUAUUUUGACCAAGAGGUGUGCCCCAGUUUGAUUUUAAAACUUGCCUCUCUAUUAUUAUGUUAAGCUACAAUUAAAUGUUUGUUGGAGUCUGAAUAUCAGGAAUUGGAAUGUUGUUUAUUGACUUUUUCUGCAUAUGCACCGUUUGCUCCCUCUAACGUCCCCGAUGCUUUCCUUUAAUCUUGGAUAACUUAAGAUUGUUGUUGUCUGUCAUCAUCUGUAAGAUUGCAGAUAAGUGGUAGUUGAUGAGGUUCAUCCCAAUUACGAACAAAGAACAAAUAAAAAAGACACUUUAGAUGUAUUGAGUUGUUGGAAUUGAUUAUCACCUUAAGAUUGUUGUUGGCCGGUAAGGAAGGGGUUACUGAGGGAGGUAUGGGAGAGUUUGAUUUCUCUGUUUCCUCCCUUGAUUCAACAGGUAAUGCACUGUUUUCAGUUGGUGUCCUCUGACUCAAAUUUAAAAAUGGUUUCUUGACUGUUUAGUUGGUUGAACAACAUCCUUUCCUACUUUAUAAAUCUCAUUU